Arctia plantaginis is the source of this 978-nucleotide messenger RNA. Lineage: Eukaryota; Metazoa; Arthropoda; Insecta; Lepidoptera; Erebidae. The record is from the annotation of a GenBank genome assembly.
AUGUUAUUCAUUGGUACAUUACUAGUAAUAAAUAUAAUAGUUGCCAUAAUUAUUAGUAUUUACUGUAAGUUAACAACCGGAAUAUGCAAAUGCAGUAGACAUCUAGUCGGUAAAACAGUUAUAAUAACAGGUGGCAACAGUGGCAUUGGUUUAGAAAUUGCAAAAGAUUUAGCGUCAAGAGGAGCUAGAGUGAUAUUAGCAUAUAAUGCUAAGAAAGAAGGAACUGCAGUGCGCGACUUGCUUAUUGAAUGUACAGGUAAUGAUAACGUAUGUUGUCGUGAGCUUGAUCUUGCUUCACUAGCUUCAGUAAAAGAAUUCGCUGAUGGUAUAAUCAACACAGAAAAACGAAUAGACAUACUCAUCAACAAUGCAGAGAUAUUUGAAGGAGAAAAUAUAAAAACAAAAGAUGGACUAUCUUUGUACAUGCAAGUCAACUAUUUUGGACAUUUUCUUCUAACUUCCUUGCUGCUGCCGUUACUGAAAUCUUCGUCACCUUGUCGUAUUAUAAACAUAUCGUCAGACGAACAUAGAAGAGGUAAAUUUGAAUUGGAUAACAUAAUUGAGAAUGCAACGAACGAUGCUUACAACCUUCGAAAAGAAUAUCGAAAAGCAAAGAUAUGUAACAUUCUAAUGACGUUAGAACUAGCAAGACGGUUGGAAGGAACAGGUAUUACUUCGAAUUGUCUCAAUCCUGGAAUAAUUUUCACUGCUAUAGAGGGAGAAACUACAUUAUUGGUGCGAUACAUUCAAAAGAUAGUUCAGCAGUUUCUUAAAACGCCUUGGGAAGGGGCGCAAACAACAAUAUUUUUGGCAGUAUCACCUGAAGUAGAAUUUGUAAGUGGAAAGUAUUACUCCGAUUGUCGAGAAAAAAUUCCUGCGCGAUGUGCUCGAGAUAAAGACGUAGCUCGAAAGUUAUGGGAGAUAUCUGAAGAGCUUGUUGGUUUGAAGAAAAUAAAGAAUGACUUUUCUGAUUAUUGA